CCUGUCUCUGUCGGGAACCUGGUUAUCCUCUGAGCUAGUGGGCUUCAUUUCCUGGUGUGGGAAGAAGAGGCAGGGAAGGCGAGGAGAAGAUGGAGUCAGAGCCUCUCUACAACCUGCUGCAGUUCCCAAAGGAGGUGAACCAGCCCACAGAGGAGGAGCUCCCACGAGGAGGAAAGAAGAAAUACCUGUCCCCCAGUUCCCGGAAGGACCCCAAGUUUGAAGAACUACAGAAGGUGCUGAUGGAAUGGAUCAAUACUACACUCCUCCCAGAGCACAUCGUGGUCCGCAGCCUGGAGGAGGACAUGUUUGAUGGACUCAUUUUGCACCACCUGUUCCAGAAGCUGUCAGCCCUCAAGCUGGAAGUGGAGGAAAUCUCUCUGACCGCAGCCAGCCAGAGGCGCAAGCUAGGGGUCGUCUUGGAGGCCACCAACCGGAGUCUGCAGGUCGAAGAGCAACAGGCCAAGUGGAACGUGGAGACCAUCUUCAAUAAGGACCUGCUGGCCACCUUGCAUCUCCUGGUGGCCCUGGCCAAACGCUUCCAGCCGGACCUGCUUCUUCCAGACAACGUCCAGGUGGAAGUCAUCCACGUUGAGAGCACCAGGACCGGCCUGAAGUCAGACAAGCUGGUGGAGCAGCUUACAGAAUGCAGCGCACACAAGGACCGGCCUUCACAGGACGCCUUUGAUGAAUUAUUUAAGCUGGCUCCGGAGAAAGUGCACGCCGUGGAAGAGGCCAUCUUGAACUUUGUCAACCAGAAGUUGGAGCACCUGGGCCUGUCUGUGCAGAGUCUGGACACCCAGUUUGCAGAUGGCGUCAUCCUGCUCCUGCUGAUUGGACAGCUGGAAGGCUUCUUCCUGCAUCUGAAGGAAUUCUAUCUCACUCCCAGCUCUCCCACAGAAAUGCUGCACAAUGUCAAUCUAGCCCUGGAGCUGCUGAAGGAUGAAGGCCUGCUCAGCCACCCUGUCAAUCCUGAAGAUAUUGUGAACAAGGAUGCCAAGAGCACACUGAGGAUACUCUACAGCCUAUUCCAGAAGCAUGCACUGAGGGCAGAGGGUGAUGGGGUGCCCCGUGGUGCCCCAAACUAGUCACCUCUGCCUCCCCCAAGCCAUUUCUCAGGACCUGCCACCUCUGGAGGACCCAGCAGUCCUAGAUCCUCCCACCCCAGCCUUGUUACUGUGGGUGGGUGACAUGCUUCCCUCCCACACCCGUCCUGCCUACCUGUACACGUGGGCUGAUACCUUUGAUCCCACCAGAUGGGGACCUGUUUUGAGCCUACCCCUGCUUUGCUCAGAGCAUUGUGAGAGCUGUAUGAAUUGUAUUCUGUGAGUGGGGGGAGGGUGGCACUCUGGGUGCCUGUGGAGUCCUGGGUUAGCCUUUAACUAUAUGAAAAGACUUUGGCUCUCAGGCUAGACCAGACCUCAACAGCCCCCAAUCUGUCUACUACGGCUAUACCUGGACAGUUAGUGGCUGCCCACAAAGCUGACUUUCCCCAGCCAUAGGCUCUUUGGCAUCAAGGCUGAUGGCCUGAGUGCACUCAGCUCCUGGCUGUCUGCCUGCUACUUGGCCCAGGACCAUCACCCAAAGACUGGAGGAGCCCCAUAAGGGAGAAGUGGAUCCAGUUUCUUGUCAAAGGACCCUGGCCAGGAUAUCCCUACAGCCACAGUCCUGAGCUUCGCCCCGAGCCCCGGGGAAGAGAGCCUGUAGUUGGUUCCCGGGUUCAGGCUAUCUCUGGUCAUCUUCAGGGAGCUAUGAGCAUUCUGUCCUGUGAGACUUCAUGUCUUCUGCAAAGAGACAGAAACAGCUGAAGAACUGAGCUGGGUCCACCCGGGCUGGAGGAGAAGCUGUCUGGGAGACACAAGGCAUGGGGUGUGAGGUUGCUGCAGACACAUACAGGUGUACUGGUUCACGGGUGCAGGAAUGUCGGGGAGGCCAGCCCAUUGCCACUCCUCUGGACUUUUUUCUGUCUGCCCAGAUCCAGGCCUCUGGGAGGAAAGGCCUCUAGGUUUGGGGUGGUAUAGUGGAACAGCCUUGCUUUUGGGGGUCUUUAGAGCAGAGUCUUGACAGGACAGGACACCCCUCCUAAGACAGUGGGUGGAGCUUAGGAGUGACCUGGGGCACUGGUGUCUGAUGUGAGGGGUCUAGAGGCUCUUCCCUCCACCCACCUCCCACCCACCUGUCCUCUUGCCUGCUCAUAAGUCUUACAGUGGGGGUUCUCAUCACAUAUCUCCUCUGUCUCACUACCUCUGGGACAUGUCCCUCUCCCAUGGCGGCAGUGGCAUCAUCACAGUAGCUGGGGGCUAGUUGCCUCUACCUCAGCUAACCUUUCCAUGAAGGCCUUCCUCUAGGCCCCAUUUGUUCUCUCUGGAACAUCCUGAGCCACGGUGGCCAGAGUCCACACUCACCUCCUGGGCUUUUGGCUCCCUCUGUCCUUCUUCACUGCCUGCUUGCUCACUCGGCCCCUCCAUGUCCUCACUUCCACAUCCCCACCUCCUGUCUGAUAGCAAACUUAAGUCCUAACGUUGAUAAUAAUUUUUGUAAUUUUAUUGAGGAAUAACUAACAUGUCCCAGUUUAAAUGUACAAGUUAAUGACAGUUGACAAGCAUAUGCAGUCACACACCUCCACCUUCAGAAGGGUCCAGCGCUGAAACAGCCUGCCGCCUGAUGUUGCAGCCUUCGGAGUCCCGGCCUUGGAAGUGACCGAUCCACUUUCUGUUAAUGCCAUGUCGCCUUUUCUGUAUCUUUUAGAAACUGCAGCAGAGAGGAAGUGGUCUUCCACGUGGGGUAUCUUUGCCCUGGUGCAAUUCUGCCGUCUCCACGGUGACCCCACAGCCCAUCCCUCUGCUUGCUGAUGACGGGCCCCUUCAGUGGGUGCCAAUCAUACAUUCAUGUGUUCGCUGCCCACAGAGCUGGAGGACUCUCUUUACUGUCCAGUUUUUAUGUCGUCUGCAGGGAUUGCGAUUCCUGUCUUUCAGAUUGCUGAGCAUGCUCUCCUCUUUGUCUGGACACUUCCUGGGUGAAUACCCAGGACUGACAUGACUGAUUCAUACAUUAAUUGUAUGUUUUAUUCUGGAAGAUACUGUGAAAUGGU
Messenger RNA from Onychomys torridus (southern grasshopper mouse), 3088 nucleotides. RefSeq names its product parvin gamma (gene Parvg). Lineage: Eukaryota; Metazoa; Chordata; Mammalia; Rodentia; Cricetidae. The transcript has 13 exons. Bases 90 to 1085 code for a protein of 331 amino acids. Gene Ontology annotation, biological process: actin cytoskeleton organization; substrate adhesion-dependent cell spreading; establishment or maintenance of cell polarity. Gene Ontology annotation, molecular function: actin binding. The record is from RefSeq and is a predicted model, not a curated record. Gene Ontology annotation, cellular component: cytoplasm; focal adhesion; actin cytoskeleton.